Xylona heveae TC161 is the source of this 3905-nucleotide messenger RNA. RefSeq names its product PIN domain-like protein. Lineage: Eukaryota; Fungi; Ascomycota; Xylonomycetes; Xylonales; Xylonaceae. Gene Ontology annotation, biological process: nucleotide-excision repair. The record is from RefSeq and is a predicted model, not a curated record. Gene Ontology annotation, cellular component: nucleus. Gene Ontology annotation, molecular function: single-stranded DNA binding; DNA endonuclease activity. The transcript is spliced from 2 exons. The coding region runs from base 160 to 3651 and encodes 1163 amino acids.
UACAUUGUUGCCACUCCCAGUCAUCCUCAUGGGUGCGCUCAUUGACUGGCUCGUGCCUCCAGAUGCAAAAUAAUCUUCAAAUCUUUGUGGGAUGCAUUUUGCGCCUCUUGACGGGAGCAGAAGCAGAGUGCCGAAGGAUCAUAGGCAGAUGACGUCGAUAUGGGUGUUACUGGGUUAUGGAACGUGCUACAGCCUUGCGCACGUCCAGUCAAGCUCGAGACAUUGAAUAAGAAGCGGCUAGCAAUAGAUGCGUCUAUUUGGAUCUAUCAAUUUCUCAAGGCCGUCCGAGACAAGGAAGGAAAUGCCCUGCGCAAUAGUCACGUCGUUGGCUUCUUCCGCAGAAUAUGCAAACUCCUCUUUUUUGGCAUCAAACCAAUCUUUGUCUUCGAUGGUGGUGCUCCAGCUCUUAAACGUCAGACAAUUUUGGGCCGAAAGCAACGCCGAGAAGGAAGAAGGGAAGAUGCCGUUCGAACUGCCGGAAAGCUACUAGCCGUACAAAUGCAACGGCGCGCGGAGGAGGAACACAGGAGAAGAAAAGACGCAAGCAGUGCCAAUCGUCCGAACGAGGAAGAGGAGAAGCUACCGGAGGAGCUCGUGUACGUCGACGAGCUUCAGAUGACACCUCAAGAGCGCAGAUUAAACCGACAGUUCAAAAAGAAGGAUGCGUAUCAUCUUCCAGACCUGGACGUAUCGCUCACGGAAUUGGGAGCACCAGGAGACCCACGGGUCAUGUCUCAAGAGGAGCUAGAAGAAUACGCGCGCCAAUUUCACAGAGGCGAGGAUAUCAACCUUUACGACUUUUCAAAUAUCGAUUUCAACAGCCCUUUCUUUUUGAGUCUACCGGCUAGCGACAGAUAUAAUAUUCUCAAUGCGGCAAGAUUGCGAAGCAGGCUCAGAAUGGGUUAUUCAAAAGACCAACUCGAUAGCAUGUUUCCUGACCGCAUGGCAUUUUCUAAAUUUCAGAUCGAACGAGUGAAAGAGAGAAAUGACUUGACACAACGAUUAAUGAAUCUCAAUGGCAUGAAUGGGACAGACGCGGAUUUAGGACUCAACGCUACCGGAAGGGUGGAAGGCGAAAGAGGUCGCGAGUAUGUCCUUGUGAAGAAUGACGGUGCGGAAGGUGGCUGGGCAUUAGGCGUUGUCGGCAGUGCGGACGAAGGAAAAAGCGACAAGCCCAUAGAUGUUGAGGUCUACGACCAGAUGGCGGUGCCGAAAACCAAUGCCGACGAAGAAGCGGACGAUGAAGACGGCUUUGAAGAUGUCCCUAUUGAAGGUUUGAAUCGUCUGCCGAAACACAUUUCACAGGCAAGACCUAGUGCUGAAGAUCACUUUGUUUUGCAAGAGAACGCUAGGAGGAGAGAGGAAUUUUACUCAGCUCGAAAGCGUCAGACUGGAGCGCAACCUACGCCGGAAGAAACGGAUGGUCAACUUGAUACAUUGUUCAUUCCAGAAGAUGAACCGUCUCAAUUGGGUGAGACUCAUGAUCUUUUUCAUGAUGGUUCAGUAUCGGAUGAGGAAGAACAGCUUCAAAGGGCCAUCCAGUUGUCACUACAACCCUCUGCUGAAGGCAAGAGCCCCGCCGAUCUUUUGGACAUGGAGGAUGAUGAUCUGCUCAAUUUUGAUGGGGGAAACGAAGUGCCCUCGGCUUCCAAAUCUCCCGCGAUAGCUGCUCCUCGGCAUCUGGAAGCCAUCGCAGACGAUCAAGAUGACUUGGAUAUGCAAUCUGCUCUUGCAGAGAGUCGUUCCAAUCAAGCGGUCAGCGACCAAGCCCGGAGUCAAAAAACUACAGCACCUCCUACCCGCGCAACGUCUGCAUUUGGGAACAAACCCGCUGCCCAAAAGUUUGAUGGCCCGCUUCCAUUUAAAAGGCUUGAAUUCGGCAAGUCGAUGCUUCGAAAGAAGCAACCUGAAAAAGAGCCCGAUGAGGAAGCAGGAGGAUUCGAGAAAGGCCCAGCGGAGGAAGAAGAAAAGGCACAACCUCUGCCUCCAUGGUUUGCUGGCGACGUAGCGAAGGAUCUGAAAGCUGCUAAAGACUAUGAAAAGCGGGAAGCAGAGUCAGCGCGCGAGCAUGAUAUUUUUGGGUCGCGGAACGAGAUUCUACUGAAUAAGCCCAAGCAGAGAGAAGUGAUUGACCUCGACGAGGAGGAAAAGCCCGCUGCGACCAUGACUCGUCCCAUCGAGCUCAGUCCCAGCUCCAGUCCGAAGCCGAGAGACAAAGUCGACGCUUCAAAUGACGCCAAGCCAUCGCUGCCGACCUCCGCAGCACAUGAGGUGCACAAGUCCCCUGAAAUACCUCCUGCUCACCAACCCGCGGAACCUUCCUCGCCCAAGAGUGUGAGCGAGGAAUCCUUACAGUGGGAGAACGUUGCAGAAGAAGGGGAACCCGCUCCCCAGCAACAAGAACCAGUCGACCUUCAACCCCUUGAACAAGCCGAUUACGAUUUCCCUCCACCUUCGCCCAAUCGUGAAGUUGAUCAUUCCUACGACCAUGCUCCCGAAUACCUUCAGCCCGCCGCUGGUGCAGGCGAAGACGUCGUCGAGGACGCUGGCGUCUACUCCGACGACGCCGAAGAAGACGAACUCAUGCAACAACUUGCUCAAGAAGCAGAAGAACACGCACGAUUCGCAUCCAGUCUCAACAACCACAGAUCCCAAUUCCAAGACGCCGCUGACUACGAGCGCGAGCUCAAACAACUCCGCAGCCAACAAAGCAAAGACCGCCGUGACGCCGACGAAAUCACUCAAAUCAUGAUCACCGAAUGCCAGCAGCUCCUCAAACUCUUUGGCCUCCCAUACAUCACCGCGCCCAUGGAAGCCGAGGCCCAAUGCGCCGAGCUCGUCUCCCUCGGCCUCGUCGACGGCAUCGUCACCGACGACAGCGACAUUUUUCUUUUCGGCGGCACCCGCGUGUACAAGAACAUGUUCAACCAAGCCAAAUUCGUCGAAUGCUACCUCUCCUCUGAUCUCGAAAAGGAGCUCGACCUGGAUCGCAACCGUCUCAUUCGUCUCGCUCACCUGCUUGGGAGCGACUACACUGAAGGUCUGCCCAGCGUCGGGCCCGUCACCGCCCUGGAAAUCCUUUCCGAGUUCGACUCCCUUGAAGGUUUCAAGGACUGGUGGACUAUCGUUCAAUCAGGACUUCGGAACCCCAGCGCCGCCGCCACCCAGGACACCGCGUCCCCCUUCCGCAGACGUUUCCGCCGAAACGCAACGAAACUCUUCCUCCCCCCCACCUUUCCCGACCAACGCGUCGACUACGCCUACUUGAAUCCAGAAAUCGAUUCCGAUCCUUCCAGUUUUGUAUGGGGCAUGCCCGACCUCGAUGCCCUCCGCUCGUUCCUCAUGGCCACUAUCGGAUGGAGCCAGGCCCGCACAGAUGAAAUCCUCGUCCCUGUGAUCCGAGACAUGAAUCGCAGAGAAGUCGAGGGCACGCAGGCCAAUAUUACAAAUUUCUUUUCGGGAUCUGUCGGUGCGGGCGCAGGCGCAGGCGCAGGUGUAGGUACAGGUGGCAGUGCAAGCGCAAGCGCGCCUGCACAGGCGUUUGCGCCAAGACGCAGAAAGGAAGCGAAGAGUAAGCGCAUGGAAGACGCGUGGAGUAAGCUUCAGCAGAGAGCGAAGAAGAGGAGAAAAGGCAAUGAAGAUGGGGAUUGAAGCUGAGGGCAUCUAAUGGGUAGAUUGAGUAGAUUCAAGGAGUUUUCUUUUUUUGGGGGUUGUUUUUUUGGGGGGGGGAAGAAAGCUGUGAUUAUUUUACUCUUGGAAAGAAAAGUCCCGGUUUAAUCUUGCUAUAAUAUAUACCAUGACAGUGGACAAAUAAAGGCGGCACACGGUGUAUAUGGUACAUGGUAAAUAAGUAUCUUCUUGCAUUGAACCUUGGAAAACUAUUAAUGGAAGUGGCUAUGGUAUGA